Messenger RNA from Lutzomyia longipalpis, 2679 nucleotides. Its product is annotated as sodium- and chloride-dependent glycine transporter 1-like. Lineage: Eukaryota; Metazoa; Arthropoda; Insecta; Diptera; Psychodidae. Gene Ontology annotation, biological process: sodium ion transmembrane transport. Gene Ontology annotation, cellular component: membrane. The record is from RefSeq and is a predicted model, not a curated record. The coding region runs from base 492 to 2474 and encodes 660 amino acids. The transcript has 14 exons. Gene Ontology annotation, molecular function: glycine transmembrane transporter activity.
ACAACCGACCGCAUUAGUGCAACUGCCAAUCUCCACCAAUCUCCGAUCAUUCUAUUGUAAAAUAUUACAAAAUACGCGUUUCUAUACCACAGAAUAGUGGCACCUGUUGCACGGUGAGAAAAAAAAAGAGCAGCAUUAUUAUUUCGUUGGUAUUGGCAUCGCUACAAGGUGUUGGAUCUCUAUCGCAAAGCAAUCUGUCGCGCGAUAAGAGACUAUAGGAGAACUAGAAGCUCUGAAUUGCCAGGGCAAGCAAUUAAUUGCUCACCCACCAUCCCAGCCCGCGAAGCACCUGACAUCAGUUGUCGAUUUGAUGUGGCUGUGACAGGUCUUGUUGAGCAGUUUUGCACCUCCUCCCGUGACUUGGUCAAUCGCGUUUAUGUGGCACCAGACGGGUUUCUUUUGCAUGGAUAAAUUGGCCAAGGGGCACAUUGUGAAACACCUCAGAGCUUUCCUCACCAGUUCAGAAUUCUUUGACAACUUCCUCAACCGCCAUGGCCAAAUCAUAUGAAGUGAACAGUGUUAAAUCUGGCAAUGGAAAAACACAAUCACAAAACACUGGGGAUGCCAAUGCAAAGACCCCAGCAGCGACGUCUUCGGGAGAAGAAUUGAAUCGUGGCAACUGGGGUAGACCCCUCGAAUUCACCCUUGCGUGCAUUGGGUAUGCCGUUGGCCUGGGAAAUGUUUGGCGGUUUCCACAUCUAGUUUUUCGCAAUGGUGGCGGUGCCUUUCUAAUCCCUUUCGUACUUAUGGUGCUCAUCAUUGGACUGCCAAUCUUCUUCUCUGAACUCUUUAUCGGUCAGUACAGUGGAUUGGGUCCCAAUAAGGCCUAUGGACGUAUGGCUCCUUUCUUUGAAGGACUUGGAAUGUGCACAACGAUUGUCAUUACAUUCGUAACAAUCUACUACAUGGUGAUCGUAGCAUGGAUCCUUUUCUACCUGUUUGCAUCCUUUACGUCUGAUCUCAGUUGGGGUCACUGCAAUCAUGACUACAACACCCACAGAUGCUUCAGUAGCCUUGAAGAUAUAGUCUGUAAGCAGAAUAACACCAACGCUCCUACGGAUUUAAUUUAUUGGAACAGAACGUGUACGGAAAUUGAUUCAAUCUGCCAGGAUUAUGGUUUUAUGGGGAAGAAUGGAAGUUUCUGCUUUGACAAUGAAACCAAUGUGGAAGUUCCAAUUCGGAAUGUAAUUCAUCGUGUUCUUGCAUCGGAAGAGUACUACAAUGAAUACGUUUUGGGCAUUGGAGAUGCAACCUGGUCAAAUUGGGGAUAUCCGCGUUGGCAGUUGGUACUAUGCUUACUUCUAGCGUGGAUUGUUGCCUUUUUCUGCAUCAUCAAGGGCAUUCAAUCAGCUGGGAAAGUGGUCUACUUCACAGCCCUCUUCCCCUAUGUCACCCUAACAGCCCUACUAAUCCGCGGAGCUACUUUAGAGGGUGCAAUUGAUGGGGUUAUCUUCUACAUCCAACCCGAUUGGAAUAGACUCCUUUCACCGGAUGUUUGGGCCGAUGCUGCAUCACAAACCUUCUACAGCUUUGGCAUUGCAUGUGGUUCCUUGGUAACCUUUGCGUCCUACAACAAAUUUAAGAAUAAUUGCCACACUGAUGCGAUACUCGUGUCAACGACGAAUGUAUUGACGGCCGUUUUUGCUGGAUUUGCGAUAUUCUCCAUUCUCGGAUUUAUGGCCCAUAACAUGGAUGUGUCCGUUUCAACAGUGGCCACGGAAGGUCCCGGCCUUGCCUUCAUAGCCUAUCCGGAGGCUGUCCUCAUGAUGCCCCUACCACAACUCUGGGCCGUCUGCUUCUUCCUCAUGAUGUUCAUCCUCGGAAUGGGAAGUCAAUUUGGUGGAAUUGAAGCCAUUAAUACAGCCAUCAUCGACCGCUGGCCACAUUUGCGAAAACACAAAUGGCGAGUAACUGCAGGAACUUGUCUCUUCUGCUUCGUAGCCGCCCUUCCGAUGGUCUGCAAUGGUGGUGUCUACAUGUUUACCCUGAUGGAGUGGCAUACAGCAAGUUGGGCCAUCCUCUUGCUUGGUUUUGCUGAGAUUGUCAUAAUUUCCUGGGUUUAUGGCAUCGACAGAGCCUUCAGCAAUCUCACUGACAUGGGCAUCAAGUUCAAUCGGGUCAUGAGGGGCUACUGGUGGGUUGUUUGGACCAUCGUGACGCCCAUUGGAUCCAUUGGUAUUUUCAUCUUCACGAUGACGGACAUAAAAGGUACAGAGUACCGGGAUUACGUGUUUCCCGUCUGGGCGGAUGUCAUGGGAUGGAUGUUCGGAAGUGCCACCCUUCUGCCCUUUCCCAUCUACAUUGUCUUCCGCUAUUUGCAAGAUAAAUUGACGCUGAAGGAAUUUUUCCAGCCAUCACGUAAAUGGGGACCGCAAGAGACGACAUCGCUGCAGGAUGAACGAAGGGCUUCAUCACUGUCAUCGAUGUCAGCAAUUUUGAAGACAAACGGAAUUGGUGCGUCGGAAUUCAUUUGACCAUCGUUCACAACUUACACGAAAAAAACAUCCCUUUUGUCCACCCCCGAUAAUGUGAAAUUCCACACGAAAAUCUUCCUUUUGGGGUAGCUUCAAUUCGCAACACGGCAUCGCAGCAGUUGUUGAUCUAAUAAAUUUAGUUGCAAAAGCCAAGAAUAUACCACAAAAAAAUAGACUGAAGUAUAAUGCUGCAGGAAAUGAUGAA